AUGCAUCAACGACAAGCCCCCAGGUCGAGCUUACUUUUCACCAUUCUCCUCGCUGCAACUAUCGCAUCAGCAGCAACUAGUCCAAGCAAAAGGACAGAAUGCAUCACCUCCCGAUCCUCUGAACUGAUAUCUGUUGCGGCAUGCGGCCACAAGGAGACCCUUCGCCAGUGCUUUUCCAACCCGGAUCAUUAUGGCUGGGGGGUCAACGCCCAGGCCCAGGAUCUGAAGAUCUGCUUCCUCAACGCCGGCUGCAGUCCAGAGGCCGCGCAGAUCGAGGCGGAAUGGACAAUUCGCCGGUGCGAUGAGGGUUCCAGAGACCUCCGCAAGCGCCGGGACCCGCAAGAGCCGAUAUCUCCGCCCGCGGCCCCGAUUGCCGCCCGGAUGUAUGACUCGCUGGCGCCCACACCGACACCUACUGCGCACUUUGACACCCGUGGUGGUGGCGACGUCCUCGCCAAACGACAGGACCAACCGCCUCAGCCCACCGCACAGCCGCAGCUGCUGGGUGGCUUUAUGCUCUUCGAAUGCUACAGCACGGCCACGACCAGGCAGGAGGUUUGCACGACCGCCCCGGGUAGUAGCAGACAGGAAUGUGCCGACGCCGACGUGCCAUUCUACAAGUGCAUAGACGGCAAGAUCUGCCGUCCGGACGCGGCGGGGCUCCCGGGCUGUGUGGAUGGAACACAGACGAUAACGACGUCCGGAUUCGUCGUGGCCGGCAUCUUCGGCCUCGCCAUUCUUGUCGCCACAAUCACAAUCUGCACCUGCUGUAUCCGCGACCGCAACGCCAACAAGCGGCUGAGCAAGGCCAGCGAGUUGGCUGCCAUGCAGCGCGAGGCCCGAGCCAAUGAGCUCAAGCAGAGGCCUACCAUAGACGUACGCGCCGUCAGUAGCAGCAGUGAGCCGCUGAUGGGUGGUGGUGGUGGUGGUGGUGUCGCGCAGACUGAGGGUACUGGAUACGUUUCGCCACACCCGGGGGCGCGCCAUGACCCGUUUUCUGAAAACGUGCCAUACCACGACCGUAGAUGA
Messenger RNA from Pyricularia grisea, 1029 nucleotides. RefSeq lists its product as uncharacterized. The transcript has a single exon. The record is from RefSeq and is a predicted model, not a curated record. The coding region runs from base 1 to 1029 and encodes 342 amino acids. NCBI's taxonomy places the organism in Eukaryota, Fungi, Ascomycota, Sordariomycetes, Magnaporthales, Pyriculariaceae.